Molecule: messenger RNA, 5005 nt
Organism: Saimiri boliviensis boliviensis (Bolivian squirrel monkey)
Lineage: Eukaryota; Metazoa; Chordata; Mammalia; Primates; Cebidae
Gene: MCF2L2
Product: MCF.2 cell line derived transforming sequence-like 2
Cellular component (GO): cytoplasm
Molecular function (GO): guanyl-nucleotide exchange factor activity
Source: RefSeq, a predicted model, not a curated record
CACUGGCGCACCCAACUCGUGAUAGACGGAGCGGUGGCAAGGGCGCAGCUGCACGGAGGAAGAGGCCCCCGCAGGGGAGCCGCGAGCGCCCCAGCGUGCCCAGCCUUGUCGGAUGCAGCCCGCGCGCAGGCUCCAGCGCAGGUGCGGCCAGCGGAGACCAAGAACCGCGUGGGACAACCCCAGUGCGGGGCGGGGGGAAACACACGCCAGCCGCCCCCUGGUCAGGAGCUGGGGCCUGCAGCGGAGCCUCACCCAGCCUCGUGCCCCGGGUCCCGCGGCAUGGCAGCACCUCUCCGGGUCAGUCCGCUUCUCUCCGCGGCUCCUCCGCAGACACCGCGCGGGGAAGGAGGGGCGGAGACCCGGCCGGCGCGCGUCUGGGGAUCCCAACGCCGGAGCGGCUGCAGCGCCUCCGUCGCUGUCUCCCCGCCCCACGGUUCCGAGGAAGGACCGUUACUAGCCCCCACCCCGGGGGCUGGAGCGCGGACUCCCCGCAGGGAAAGGGGCGCCGCGUUCCCGACCCCAAAACGGGCUGCGCUUGCGCGACUCCACUAGAGCCCCUCAGGUGCCCCCGCGGGCGGGAAGAGAGCGGCCGCUCCCCUCCCGGUCCAGCUGGGACGCUAGGAAAGCGUCAGACUCGGUCUGUCACGGGAGCCGGCGCGUGGCGUGGCGUGGGUGAGCUGGGCUCGGCGGCGAGGGACUCUUUUCGCGCCUGGAGAGGCAGGAAGAGGGCGCGGGCGGAGCAUCCUCGGGCGGGGAUGCCGUGAAAACAUCAGCCACCGCAGCGGCAGACCAGUUUGGCGUUGUUUGCACGGAGUGGAUUUUCAGUGAUGUGCGGUCUUGCCUGAGAGAAGAAAUGUCCCCCCAGGAGCUCAGCCGGCGACUGGCCGCAGUGACCACGCAUGUCGAUGAAAUUCUGCAGCAGGAGGUCAGGCCCUUGAUGGCGGUGGAGAUAAUAGAACAGCUUCACAGACAAUUUGCCAUUCUUUCAGGAGGCCGAGGGGAGGAUGGCGCCCCCAUCAUCACGUUCCCAGAGUUUUUGGGGUUCAAACACAUCCCAGAUGAAGACUUCCUGAAUGUCAUGACCUACCUGACCAGCAUCCCCAGUGUGGAAGCUGCCAGCAUUGGAUUCGUUGUUAUCAUCGACAGACGAAGAGACACGUGGAGCUCCGUAAAGGCGUCCUUGACACGAAUAGCUGUGGCAUUUCCAGGAAACUUACAGCUCAUAUUCAUCCUUCGUCCAUCUCGCUUUAUCCAGAGGACAUUCACUGAUAUUGGCAUUAAAUACUAUCGAAACGAAUUUAAAACAAAAGUGCCGAUCAUCUUGUUAAACUCGGUCUCUGACCUUCAUGGCUACAUCGACAAAAGCCAACUGACCCAGGAAUUAGGGGGGACUUUGGAAUAUCGCCACAGUCAGUGGGUAAAUCACCGCACUGCCAUUGAAAACUUUGCCUUGACCUUGAAGACCACUGUCCAGAUGCUGCAGACGCUUGGGGCCUCCCUGGCCACAACAGAGCUGCCCAGAAGCAUGCUGUCCACGGAAGACCUUCUCAUGUCCCACACGAGGCAGCGGGACAAGCUGCAGGAUGAGCUGAAAUUACUUGGGAAGCAGGGGGCCACACUGCUGUCAUGCAUCCAAGAACCAGCUACCAAAUAUCCCAACAGCAAACUCAAUCUCAAUCAACUUGAGAAUGUAGCUGCCAUGGAAAGGUUACUAGUUCAACUGGAUGAAACAGAAAAAGCCUUCAGUCAGUUUUGGUCUGAGCAUCAUCUGAAGCUCACCCAGUGCCUGCAGCUGCAGCAUUUUGAGCGCGACUUCUGUAAGGCUAAGCUUGCCCUGGAUAAUUUGCUGGAAGAGCAAGCAGAGUUUACAGGCAUUGGAGACAGCGUGAUGCACGUGGAGCAACUUCUUAAGGAACACAGAAAACUGGAGGAGAAAAGCCAGGAGCCCCUGGAAAAGGCACAGCUGCUGGCACUGGUUGGGGACCAGCUCAUCCAAAGCCACCAUGAUGCAGCAGAUGCCAUCAGGCCCCAGUGCGUGGAGCUCAGGCACCUCUGUGACGAUUUCAUCAAUGAAAACAAGAAGAAACGGGACGUUUUUGGAAAGUCCUUGGAAUUGCACAGACAGCUGGACAAGGUCAGUCAAUGGUGUGAGGCAGGAAUCUACCUCUUGGCUUCCCAAGCUGUAGACAAGUGCCAGUCUCGAGAGGGGGUUGACAGCGCCUUGAACGACAUUGCGACAUUCCUGGACACAGCCAAGGAGGACCCGUUGCUCAGCCCCAAGGAGUUUUACGACGAGUUUGAGUUGCUACUCACCCUCGAUGCAAAGGCCAAAGCCCAGCAAGUCCUGCAGAGGCUGGGCGAUGUGCAGGAAGUAUUUCACAAGAGGCAAAUGAGUCUGAUGAAACUGGCAGCCAAACAGACUCGUCCAGUGCAACCUGUGGCCCCACAUCCCGAGUCCUCACCAAAAUGGGUGUCAUCAAAAACCAGCCGGCCCCCCACCUCGGUCCCUCUAGCUCCUCCCCUGAGAACGUCUGAGGAACCUCAUACCGAGACAGAGUUGAACUCCUUGGGAAAGGAAGACCAUGAGACUAACUCUGAAGUCAAGAAUGAAGAAGUCUUUGAAAGCCAUCAUGAGAGAGGGAAACCUCAGCUGGAGCAGCCGGCCAGGCUCGGAGACCUUUCCCCCUGCAGGCGCAUUAUAUGUGACUUGCUGGAGACGGAAGAGAUUUAUAUAAAAGAGAUUAAAAGCAUAAUUGAUGGAUACAUCACUCCAAUGGAUUUUAUUUGGCUAAAGCAUCUAAUUCCAGACGCCCUUCAGAAUAACAAGGACCUUCUCUUUGGGAAUAUUAGAGAACUUUACGAAUUUCACAGCAGGACUUUUCUCAAAGAGUUGGAAAAGUGUGCUGAGAACCCUGAACUUCUGGCACAGUGCUUUCUCAAGAGAAGAGAAGAUCUUCAGAUAUAUUUUAAAUACCACAAGAAUCUGCCCCGAGCCAGGGCAAUCUGGCAAGAGUGUCAAGACUGCGCCUACUUUGGGGUAUGCCAGCGCCAACUGGAUCACAAGCUCCCUCUUUUUAAGUAUCUUAGAGGACCAAGCCAGAGGCUUCUAAAAUACCGGAUGCUGUUGAAGGGUCUGCUGGAUUUCAAGUCUCCUGAAGAUACAGAGAUAGACCCAAGUGAACUAGGAAGCUCGUCUAAGGAUGGACCAAAGAAAACCAAGGAUUCAGCAUUCUCAACUGGACUACAGCAAGCUGUGGCAGUGAUAGAGGAUUUGAUCCAGUCCUGUGAGUUGGCUGUGGACCUAGCAGCAGUGACUGAAUAUCCGGAUGAUAUUGGAAAACUAGGUGAGCUGUUGCUGCACGGCCCUUUCAGCGUCUGGACAAUUCACAAGGACCGUUAUAAAAUGAAGGACUUGAUUCGAUUUAAGCCCAGUCAGAGGCAAGUCUACCUAUUUGAAAAGGGAAUCGUGUUCUGUAAGAUCCGAAUAGAGCCCGGGGACCAGGGACCGUCUCCUCAUUACAGCUUCAAGAAGUCCCUGAAGCUGAUGUCACUUUCAAUUCACCAGCUUGGAAGGGGGAGCCAUAGAAAGUUUGAGCUUGCCAACCGAAAUGGACUUGAGAAAUACAUCCUGCAGGCAGCUUCAAAAGAAAUCAGAGACUGUUGGUUUUCUGAAAUAAGUAAAUUAUUGAUGGAACAACAAAAUGAAGUUAAAGACCAAGGAAAUCCACAGUUUGAAAUGAGCACUGGCAAAGGCAGUGAAGUGGGCUGCGGACCAUGGAUUGAAGAUAUGGAAAGGGCUGCCACCAGCAAGGAAGACCCAGCCUCCAGCACAGGAGGGGUUGAAGGCUGCUCCAGCGGCGCUUUUAGCUCCAUGGACACCUUUGAAGGCUGUGAAGGUGCAGAAGGCAUGGAAAAGGAGAGCAGCGCUCUAAGCCUCGCCGGCCUUUUCCAGUCGGACGACAGGCAAGAAACCUGUUCCUCCAAAUCCGCUUUCCUGGAGAGGGGAGAAAGCACCCGGGGAGAAACGAGAGCGCGGUGCGGAGAAGCGUGAGUGUGAGCGAGGCCGGCCGAGCGCCUCCGCGGGCCACAGCGUCUCGGACUUUCUUCUGGGAAUUGCAGGGCGGCCGGCGGCACCGAGGAGGAGAGCUCUGCGGCGUCCAGGGGCCGGCUGGCGCCUGCGACCUCCGCCCGGGAGAGGAAUGCCCGGAGCCGCCUCCCGAGAGCCCGAGGGGUGCCCUGGCUGCGCACCCAGCUCCGCGCCCACCGCCCCCUCGCGCUCUGACACCGGGGCCGGGCAGUUCUUGGCUGUGGGGGCUUCUCUGCGCCCCACCUGGAGGAUGUUUAGCAGCGUCCCCGGCCUCUAUCCAGCAGGUGCCGGGAAUGCGCCACCCCGUCCUCCACCGCACCCUCCCGCCCAAAAUGUGACAAUCAAAAAUCCCUUCAGACGAGCCCCGUUUCUCUAGGGCAGGUGGGGCUCGGUUGAGAACCGUUUAGCCCGAGCCCUGGAGCAGCCGCAGCCGCUCAGUCCGGGCCCUCCCGGAAUCCCCGCCGGUGCUCGUGGGCUGUUCGCGUUUGUUCCAAGACUGCUUCGUUGCAGAGAGAGUUGGUUCCACGUUACUUUCUGAGCUAAUUAUGUACCAAUUUAUUUGUUUCUAAAUGAGUUUUGUUAUUUUCUGUUGUAUUUUGUUUUUGCUUUUCUUAGUUAAUUUUCAUUUACUUGUAGCUUUCUGGUUAUUUAAUUGUAUAGUUUCCGUUACUGGUUUAUAGUUACUUUAUUUUCAAAGUUAUUUAGUUUUUGAGUUGUUCAUUUUCAGUUAUUUGUGUGUAGUUAUUUUGUUUUAGGAGUUACAGACGUUCAAAUUAAUUUGCUUGGAAUUUAUUUAUAUUUAUCUUUACAAUUAUUAUCCGAGUUAUUUACCUUCAUGGUUAUUUCCCUUUAACUUAUUGGAGUUUUUGAGGUAUUUAUUUUUACGGUAACUUAUUUGACUAUUAUAAACUCACUGGA